Molecule: messenger RNA, 9486 nt
Organism: Pomacea canaliculata
Lineage: Eukaryota; Metazoa; Mollusca; Gastropoda; Architaenioglossa; Ampullariidae
Product: zinc finger CCHC domain-containing protein 2-like
Exons: 13
Coding region: 688-3972 (1094 amino acids)
Molecular function (GO): phosphatidylinositol binding
Source: RefSeq, a predicted model, not a curated record
GAUUUUCAGUACACUAGUCAUGCACGUGUCUAUGAAACGCCACGUUGCCAAUCGUACAAGAAAUGGAUUCUGUGUUAACGAAGAAAUAAUUCAGUCUUUUAAUUGCUGUCUUCAGAUCUCCCCCCUUUCCAGCCCCCCAUGACCAAAAAAGGGGCACGACCUGUCUGCUCCACAGUCAGCUCCACAGGCCUGUCAGUACUCUCUUGUUAACCAUUGUAAUGAUGUAGGGCAGUCAGGAAAAAAAUUGUUGUAAACAUAAAUGGCUAAGAAAGCGAUCUAAAAUACCGUAAAAAGUGUUCAGAAUUACAAUCGAUUUUUCUAACAUUUACCGCAAGUAGGGUUCGCGACCUGCUAGUACGUGAUCGCUUAUUCUUGGAUAACUUUAUGUCUUUUUAUUCUUUAGCUACUGAAAUAAAUUUCGAUUUUCGAAUAUGUUCUUUAAAAUGUAGGCUGCAACUGCUUCCAGGACCAACUCGGAAUUCAACAAAAAUUAUUUUCUUCCUACAUUUAGUGCUGUCUCGUAUAAGGUGUCUGCCGCCAUUGGUUGCUUGGUCAGGUGCCCGGAUGUUUCAUGUCUCUUGUUUUCAAGGAAUUUUAUGGCGACUAGUCUAAUAUGAGCUAUAGCAAACCACAUAAUUUGGAGUCUAUGGCGGCGUGAGGACUUCGGUUGUGAUUACUUCUGCUACGAUGGUUUGCAAGGAAGAGUUAUGCUGUUGGUUUAAAAACCUGAAUCCGCGGAAGAGAAUCGACUACUUGAGUGGAUUGUUACAUAUGUGUAUGCCGCUGGAACUGCGUUUUGUUGGUACGGUUUUGGAAAAUUUGGGAAAGAAGGAUUACCAUUAUCUCAGAGAAUGGGAAAUAAAAGCAAAUAAUCCAGCAGAAGUCUCCAAAUACAAGGAUCUACCAGCCGAAUACCUCCGAGCCAAACUAAUGAUUAGUCUAACUCUACUGCACUCCUCCAACACGGCAUGUGCUCAAGUGAUUUUUGAUGCAAUCGAGAGCAACAGCGAAGCUUUCGGUCCUAGCGAUGAUAACAAAACGACAGAGGAUGUUUUGAUGAUUUUGACGCUUGCUAUCAACCACCCAGCUUUUUUAUUCGAGCAGCAUCAAAGACUGAAUGCUCUCCUCGCUCACCUAGACACCAGAAAAAGAGAACCGUUCAGAGACAACCAUAGUGAUGAGGAAGCAUCACUGGACUUAUGCCAGGAGGCAGCCUAUCCAAGUGAAGAACACUUUCCCAUCCCAACAGGCCUCUGCAUCCGUCAUUCACCAGCUGCCCCCCAACCACGAAAAGUCUGCAUUAGUAAUAUUGAUGUCAAAAGCACCAGGAAGUCCGCUGAAAAAAAAGGGGGCCCAGAAUAUGUCAUCCAAGCAACUUGGUCUAAUGGUGACGUGACUGAAGUGUACAAAAAAUACAGAGAAAUCAGCGAGUUGCAUCAGAAGCUAAAUCACCAGUUUCCAGAAGAAACGUCCAAGAAACAUAAUGGAAAAAUACCUCCCUUUCCUCCUGGCAUUCAGCAGUGUUCUAGCCAAGAAGAGUAUUUCUCAGAACAGAUACGAUCUCUUAAUGGGUAUUUUAAGUCUCUCUUGGGAGUUCCUGCUCAGAUUCUGGAAUGCGAUCACAUAGUAUCAUUCUUCAGGGGUAUAGUCAUUAAUCCUCGCCUUCCAUCACUGUCCAUCAGCAUGCCAUGCCAGCCUCUACCUGAUGCUAGAAUUCCCAGGUGGCCUCUCCAACAACAUCUGUAUGCUUUCAGAUCAGGUCCAUUUCCAUUUAUGCCAAGUCAAUCAUGCCCCUAUCAGUCCCCUGCUCAUAGCCAUUCUCUACAGCAACCAUCACCAACAUCAUCGCCACGCUCUCCGACCUCAUCUGUUACAAGCUCACCUAAUAACAGCCAGCCAGCAUCACCAUCUCCUCAAGGAAUGAACCCAGACACUUUAACUUCAGUGACACAGCUUUUAAAACUCCUCAGUCUGGAAAAGUUUGAUGAUACAUUGAGAGGUUAUUCAGUGGAGCAGCUCUCCUGUAUGACCAGUGAAGAGCUGGGCAAUUUGGGAUUGCCUCGAGAGGCUCAAGAAACUCUACGCUCCAAACUUGAUGUAAUCAACAGUGACAAACCAGGGCCCAUCAAUGGCUUGAUAGACAACAUGUAUCCUUCUGCCAUCAGUGCCUCGUCGGCUGCUGCCAGUUUGCCCUGGCACUCAGCUGCCUCGGGUGUUGGCUACCUGCACCACCACCAGGGUCUACCAUCUGCAUCUCGAGCCAUCUUUAGUGCUCCUGACAGCUCCUUGGGCCUGGCAUAUGUCCCCAGUCCUCCGGCUAGUCCUGUUCAAGCAUUCACAAGUUUGCAGGGUAAACUGCAGGCAGGUGACAGUUCCGAGGGCUCAGAGGACAUAGACAGAGAAAAAAGUGACAGUGUGCCCGACAGAGGUGUGCUCCAGCACAGUAAACCUGCUCAGAUUAUGGUUCCAGCUGGCAGUGGGGGAGGUGGUGCUGGCAGUCCUCGUCCCAUCUCUGCCUCUUCUAACCUUCAGAUGACGCCCCUUGAUGACUCCAACAAAAUCACGUUAGUCCCAGCCCCUCUCCCACUUCUACCCCUGAUCCCCCAUCCCACACACCUCUCAACUCCAAAUCCAGCUCCAGGGCUUUUAGGACAGUAUGUUGAUCCGAAGACUGAUAUAAAUCUCAUAGGGAUGGCUGCAAAUGCACAUGGUAAUACUAGCAACAACAACAACAAUGGCUACUCGUCUGAUUCAGGGCCCAUCACAUCAACAGGAGCUCCUCAGCGGCAGUCGCUGUUGCAUGCAAGCAUAGGAGUGCGGGGACAUUACAAAGCUGGCCAGCCCCAGCCUGCACACACCAAUGUGACUGGCAUGUUGCAAGGCAAGAACCUGAUGAGCAUGCCUGCAGACACCCAUACGGCCAAGCCCAACAGUCCCGUCAUACAGCACAUUGUACAGCCAUACAUGGGCUUGAGACCACCAGAAAUUCCACCUCACCUUGCUCAAGGUCUGUCAUCUGGUGCUGCACCAUCAGCAGAACUUGGUGCUCCUCGUGUAUCCUUGUAUAUACCUUAUGGGAGGGGCCAGGGAGGGCACAUGACUAGCACAAUUCCUGGUCAUCAGGGAGUGUUGCCUCACCCCUCUUUAGUCACCCGUGCUGGACAGACAACACUCGUCGCUUCUGUAGCUUCAAUGACUGUCUCAGCAUCUCAUCCAGUGACUGCUGUCACCGCUAGCCAUGGUUCUGUGCUCACUGUCACUACCACUGCUAGUCACCGUUCACCCAGUCACAGCAGUGGUAACAGUGGGCAGCGGGAGUCCAGCACAGAAGCUGGUGCUAUCAGUAACAGUAUAGGGAGCAAUGACACCUCACUUCGUUCCUCCCCCUCCAGUGGUACAGGCGUGGGCUCUGCUUCAAGCCCACCUUCUUUUCAACAAGUAGGGUGCUCUUUGUGUGAACAGCGUUACAUGGGUCAGGUGCCAGCAUAUCCUUAUCAGUACUUGUUCCAGCAGGCUCCAAAUGGCAUUAUCCCACCACAUGGUAUAUCGAGCUAUUCAUUUGCACAAAGCCAGCAUCUUGGCUCAGGAAUUUAUGCUAAUGGUUUCACCCCUGAGGUAUACAAUUACAAUGCCCUGGGCUACAGUUCCAUACCUACAAGCCACUUUCACCCUGUGUUCUAUGGAAGUAAUAUGUUUCCUGGAAUGCAGCCCCAGCAGAACUUGACUACACCCGCUGCUGGUGGCAGCACUGGAGUCGUGCCUCAGACGCUGACACCUGUAGGGGUGACCACGGUGCCGCUUGCACAAGCACAGGCUAGCGGUCUCUCUGGUAAACAUCGUUCGGUUGGCUGUUACAACUGUGGCUCCUUGCAACAUGGCGCUGCUGCCUGUCAGGAAAACUCCAUGGAGAAUAUGUCAGGUCAUUACCAUCUGAACUACAAGGUACCCCCACCCCGUUCGGACUCUGACUGAUGCUGGCUCUAAGGUCUGCCUACAGACCAGACCUGGUGUCAUGACCCGUCCCUUAGUGGCCCUAUGGGUCACCGCCAGCAAAGCUGACAGCAUAGACUCGUUACCUUUAUGAAAUCGGAAGUGAUACCUAGAUUUGUUAUUUUGGUGUUUGCAAUGGUGUGACAGUUUAACUGUGAUUAUCCUAAUCCCCUCAUGACCCCAUUGUUUACUUUUAAUGAUAUUCGCUCUUUCUUUUUUCCAAAAUCUUUCUUAUGUUCUUGUGCAUGCAUGGUUUUGAACUGGGUUGCUUUUAAAUGUGUGUAUGUAUCAACUGUAAAUAUGUUCUGCGAGUACAGUUUUACUGACAAGUGCUUGUAAUAAAACUUCUUAUUUAAUCUUUAAAUAUAUUGUUUGUAAUAAAAUUUUUGAAAUAACAAAAAAUGAAAACAAAACUUUUUUGGAAGAAGGGGUGUUUGAACUCUUGACAACCUAAACAUGGAAAGAUAGGUUCUGCCUUUUGCCAGUCACUUCAGUUAUGAUGAUGUCUAUUGGGAACUAUUAGAGGUAAGGGAGUGGCAGGGUUAAUAAGCAUGCAAGAAGCUAAGAAUUGCUUUUCUAUGGAUGAUAUUUAUGAAUAAAUUUUUCACACUAUGUAUAAUCAUUUGCUCUUACAACUUAAGUGUAAAGUGAACUAACCUGAUGCGAAGAUCCCUAAUGUGUACAUUUAGCUGCAGUAUACAUGGGAACAGUAUUUGCAUAUAAUGCUAAAAUAUGAAAUGUAUUUGUUGCACCCCUUGUUUCUGCAUUCAGAUCUAGGAAAAAUUAUUAAGUGUUAAAGACGGGCUGGUUGUACUACACCACCUGCAGAUUCUCUCUGCAUUUUCUUGCUCAAAUUACCUGCAAUGUCAUGUGACUGCUGUUGGCUGUCUUGCAUAAGAGGGGAACUGGAUGUUUGCAUUUUCUUAUUGAUCAUGUGCCCUGAAGAUGCUACAGCCACCAACUAUAAAGGCAAAGUUGUUUAUUCUUUUACAAAAUUGUAUAUUGUGGGUUUCUUUCUGUAUGAGAUUUUUUCCCCUUUGAAAUUUCAGCUGCUAGGUGCUUCCAAAGUGUUCAUAUGUUCAUGAAGGGUGAUAGUUUGUGAGUGCCAUAGAAAAAGAAUUGGGCAAGAGUUGGAAAUGUCAAAGUAAAUAUGUAUGCUUGUCUGGAGAGGCAGAAUUGCUUGGCUUGUAUAUAUGGAUGUAUGUUUUAGUGUUUGCUGAGUAGUGAUCCUUAAUACUCCAAACAAACUAAAGCCAUAAUGGCUGCAGAUUUUAUCAAAUUUAAGUUUUAAAACAGGAACAAAACUAUGAAGAAAUGGCUGCUAGGAAGAUGAAUAUCAAAAGUGUUUUGUGGUUACCAAAAGAAAAAGGGCUUAAUUUUUAAAACUGUCUUAGAGAGCUUGGCAAAGUGUCUUUUCCAAACCUGUCAAAAAUUCAUUCCAAAGUUUAGCUUUUGCCAUCCAUCCACUGUAACAGAUGUGUUUCUUAAAACCCAUAUUAAUAAUCUCCUUAUGUUUAUGUUUUCACUGUGCUGUUACUUAUGUUUCAAGUCAUUGAUCUGGUCAACAUCUGUAGUGUUACAGAUGCCACUAUGCAUAUUUCAUUUGUAGUUCAUACUGAAGCACCCAUGCAUAUUUUGAUGUUGGGACCGAGGUAUCUCCCCAAAAUGUGAACAAGCUCGUGCCUAUUAGCUUUGGUUAUGAAAAGUUAGUUUUAUAUCUUUUUCUAAAAUAUGAUUUAUACAAAAACAGCAAUCAAUUCACCCACCUAAAAUAUCAUUAGGUACCCAUCAACAUGAAGAAUUUUUGAACAGUAGAUUGCCCUUUAAAAAAAAAGUAAACUCUUUAUCUCUUCAUCCCAGGAAUUUGCAUUACUAAGUUAAUCGUUGAAAGAUUAAAUAUGAGAAUAUUUAUUUUUGUGGUCACAUUUUAAACAAAAAUGUAUAUCUGAAGGUGUAGAAUGAGUUGGUCUUAUGGUUAUGCAGGCUGUACCUCUCCUAUGCAACAGUUUGAUUGGAUACCUUGCUUCAUGAUCUAUGCUAAAUAUGUGUAGUCUAACAAAUAAAUUCUUGCGAGCACCUCCUUAUAUCUAGUCAGUGCAACAGCAGAAUAAAGCAAUUGGACCAUAACAGCAGUGAAAGAAACAAACUGCUACCUCGUGGCAUACUCAUUUGAAUUGUUUACAGACUUCCUGAAGCUUGUGUGCAAUAGAUUAAGGCAAAGUGCACCAUUAGUUUGUAGAAACUGAGUACUUGAAAAUAUUACCAGCACUUGCUUUACUUGCCUAAAUUCGACAAAAUAGAUAACUGAAAUUUUGAAGGGAUAUAGAAAAUGAUGAUUUAAUACAUUUAUUUAUUUCUAUGUAUAAAAUGCAUUUUUUAAUUGCAGACAUGACCUAAAUGCUACAAAGAUAGUGUAUGGCAUUAAAGUAGAGAAGAUUAAAAUCUUUCUUUUAAUUUUACUUUAGGAACAUACUUCACUGUUAUCAGCUAUCAUGUCCCACAACUAUUUUGAAGGACUGUUGAGAAAAUAUCCUUUAAGCUGCAUUGUGUGAAUAUUUGUAGAAAAUAUAUGUGAUUCUUUUUUCGUUAUUUUUACUGCCAUUGACAGUGUCUGAAAAAGAUAAAGCUUGUUGCCAUUAUGCUUGAACUUGUGUACCACUUGCUCAGCUUCAAGCAAGUCAGUGUUACAAUGUAUAACCUUCAAAGUAUUUAUGGAAGCCUUUUUUCAUGGGAUUAAUGGCAUUCAGAUUAACCCACUUUCUUCAGUUCAAAGAGUGAGAGUACCAUUUGGAAAUAUUUCUUCAGUGUGAUGGCUUUGUUUCCUCCCUUCUCUCUGCACCUUCCAGAACACUUCCUUCUACCAGAAUGCUGUGCAUAUGGAACAGGAAGAACAAUUGAGUCUUCUCCAAGUGCUUUCUUAUCAAAUGUGAUCUCAUAUUUCUGUGACCCAUGCAGCAUGCAUGGAUCUAUUCAUUGUGUUGUAAGUGUUUGUGUAGCCAAAAGCACUGCCUUCUUUUAAAACCACAUGGCCUACUUUCUUGAUGGCUUGUGAAAUAGAGUGAAAAAAUGGUGGGAGUAUUUCUCCUGCUAGAGGAGUUAAAAGAACAUAGCACUCUGUCCCACAUACUUACCUGUUUGAAAUGAAUGCCAAAAGGUGAUGAUACUAUGUUCCCUUGUUUGUAAAAGGUGUCGAAGCUGAACAUAGACUUGUAUAAAUAGCUGUUGCUUGACAUAAUGUUUGUGUAGUGAAUUUGGCAUUGAUUAGAGUUUUGAAACUUGCACUCUGAAAAAUGCAAUAAAUAGGCAUAGAUGGCGAAGCCUAAUGUUAGGGUAUGUGACAAGCAACAGUCUUUUUUUUUUUUUUUUUUUAAAUGUUAAUGCUCUCUGUAAAAAAAAAAAAAAAUGUGUACAUGUGAGAAGAUGAGCAGAUGUAAAUACUAAUGAAAGUAAGAUUGUAAAUAUGCCAGUUUAUUUUUGCAAAAAUUAAAAUUGAUUAAAUAAGAUGUUUAUUUAUGCUAGAAGGUGGGUUUUAAUUCCCUUUUGAUUUGAAUCACUUCUCAAUUGGUGGGAAAUAUGUUUUUUGAAAAUAAUUUUAUAUUCAAAUAGGAAAUCAUAUUCAAAAUAGGAAAGAGGACAGUUUUUGAUGAAAAUAGAAAACCAAGCAAAUUGUGCUACUCUCUUUGCAUCAAACAGAUAUUUCAGCAUCAGUAGUAAGAUGGGUUUAAGAGCACUUGGAAAUCCAGGUGUUCUCACAGGCCCUUUUGUCUCACUAUACUGUAUUAACAUUUAUUUAAAUAGCUUCAGCUACAGUGGUCUGGGUAUGAAGAUUAGAUAGUGGCUUCAGGGAUACACUUCAAACAAAUAAUUAAAAGAAGCCGGUUUUUAUACUGCUACUUUUCACUUGUGUCUCCCUAGUUUGUGAGUCAAGUCAUUUUAUAAAUAAGGAUCCCAAAACAUUGAUAAAUGACUUUUUUCUUUGCAAAUGCAGGAUUACAAGGAUUGUUAUUUCAUUAAUAGUAUGGAUACACCAUGAUGUGGUGUCCAUGACCAGACACAUCUAGUAUUCUCCAUCGUUUGUGUGGUUUUUUUUUUUUGUUUUUUUUAAGUGAGCAAUCAUACUCCAGACAAAAAAAUGUUCAGACUUGAACAUAGUUCUGGUUUUAUAUAUAUAGAUUUUAGAUAUGCUUUUAUUAGGUAACUACAAUAUUUGCUGUCUGGUGCUCGUGCAGACUCGCUAUUUAAACACUGUUUCACAUUUUACUGUUCCUGCUUUUUAGUCCUGUUGACAGUGCAGCAGUAAACACAAGGUGGACUGAAUAGAACGCCAUUUUGAUUCCUGAUUGUGCAGUACUUGUUCUGGUUUAUGUUCCGUUUGUGUCACUAGUCUCUACUGCUCCUUGCAACAUUCACCUUUUAAGUUUUUAACUGUGCAGUAUCCAGCUGUCAGAUACAUUGUCUGGUUAACAUUGCCGUUUCCUAACUUCUUACCUAGUGCAUACUAGUUGGCUUUAAUGUUUCUUUUGUUUUUGAUCAUUGGAUUUUUCUGAAGCAGAAUAUCAACAGUACUUAAUACCAGUCAGAUUGUAUAUUGAUGCACCACUUCAGUUUUCAAUUGUGGCAGCACCUAUGCUUUCUUUUUUUUUCCUAAUUAGUCUGCAUUAAUAAGCUGUUAAGGGUAGCAAUAACAAAAUACAUGUACUAUACAGUAUUGACAAAUUGUUAACAUAAAUAUUGUAACAUUUCAUUUCUAAAUGAGGAAGAUUUAAGCCAGGGUCCUUUUUAUAAGUAUUAGUGGCGCUUAGGAGUAUAUUAACUUUGAUGCUGAUAAUGAAUCUCAGCUUGCAACAUGUAAGCAAGGCAAAGAAAAUGGUCACUUCGUUCCUUGGUAUUCACUGAACUUCAGGACUAAUACAUUUUCCUACGUUUAACAUUUUUAAAUUUCUUAUCAAGGAAAAUGGGUCAUGCAAACAUCUGAAGGGAGAAAACAAAUUCACAGGUCCAAGACUUUGUAAAUCAUCACAUGCUUUCAAAUCUGCACAGUCAGCUAAUAGAUGUUGUUAAAUGCAAAUUGUCUGUCCUAUAUUUCAAAAUCUUUUAAGCAAUACAGAUUUCAGUUGAUGUUUGUAUGAUCACCUGGCCAGUAGUACAUGGUGUGGUGAGGUAUGCAGAUGACAGAAUUAGUUUUGACACCUUUUACUUUGAAAUGCCCCAUACAAGUAGCUUGCUGAUAAAUUCAGAGCAAUUUAGUGCUGGCCUUUGGAAGAACUGCAUGAAUGCUGAUAUUGUAGAGUGAAUGGUUUGUUUUAAUAACUAUCUUAUCAUGUGUAGAUCUUGUGUUUUAAGGAAUUUUUUCAGCAGUUGGUUUUUAUCUGCCAAAUGUUCAUAAUGUUUUUCAAGGUCAAUAUAUUUCUAGCCAAACAAGGGAAAAAAAGUGUCAUGAAAAAAAAAUUAUUGUAAAUCAAUCAUGAUGAAUAAAAGUUGACAAUGCAUGUUUUA